AUGUCCAAAUUCUCGGUAUUCAUAAAAGAGAAGUCUUUUCUCUGUCUUUUCAUCAUUUACUCUCUGGUUUUGAAGCUGCAGGAGGGUAACCUGGUGGUGCGUCAUUUCCAGUUCCUGCGCUGGUCAGCCUAUCGUGAUAUCCCAGACUCCAAAAAGGCCUUCCUCACUCUGCUGGCCCAAGUGCACAAGUGGCAGAGGGAGUGUGGUGAUGGUCGCAUUGUAGUUCACUGCCUGAAUGGAGGUGGGCGCAGUGGCACAUUCUGUGCUUGCACCAUGAUAAUGGAGAUGAUUGGUCACCACAGAAUGGUGGAUGUCUUCUACGCUGUCAAGACUCUCCGUAACUCCAAGACUAACAUGGUGGAGACCAUGGAGCAGUAUCGGUUCUGUUAUGACCUGGCUUUGGAGUACCUGGACUGUCUAGAGGUCAGAUAA
Messenger RNA from Ictalurus furcatus (blue catfish), 432 nucleotides. Its product is annotated as receptor-type tyrosine-protein phosphatase U-like. Gene Ontology annotation, molecular function: protein tyrosine phosphatase activity. NCBI's taxonomy places the organism in Eukaryota, Metazoa, Chordata, Actinopteri, Siluriformes, Ictaluridae. The transcript has 4 exons. Gene Ontology annotation, biological process: protein dephosphorylation. The record is from RefSeq and is a predicted model, not a curated record. Bases 1 to 432 code for a protein of 143 amino acids.